AUGUUCCUCGUCUAUCGCCUGGCGGAUCCGGGCACGGUACAACUCGUCAAGUCGUCGAGCACGAUUAUCACGGCUUCCACCUGCUUCCUCUUCCUCGGACGGUCGCUGCGUGAGAUGCAGUGGUAUGCACUCGUCCUGCAGACCUUCGGACUCCUCGUCACGCAGACGAUUGGCUCUGCAGCCGUCCAGCCGGCCUCGACUUACGCACUCCUUGUCGGUGUCACGACCAUCUCGGCGACGGCGGGCGUUGCGAACGACUUUCUCUGCAAGCACUUUGACACCUCGCUCCAUGCCGAGAACAUGGUCCUCUACACCUUCGGCGUCGGCUUGAAUUUCCUCAUCUACAUCAUCCGCAAAUUCAGCAUCCCGGGCGAACCCAGCUUCUUCACGGGCUACGGCAAGCUCGAGGCGAUCCUCCUCAUCUUCCUGAACGCGACAGUCGGUGUUGUGAUCACGUUCGUCUACAAGUACGCCGACGCGAUUGUCAAAGGCAUCGCGACCUCAACAACGACUGCCAUCCUGAUCUGCGUCUCGGUCCUCUUCUUCGGCAUGCCAUGGUCGCCCUCGGCUGUUGUCGGCUGCCUCUCGAUCUUUCUCGCCUCGUGGGCGUACAUUCGGGCGGGAAUGAAACCUGCGAGCGAUGCGAAGAAGGCGCCGCCUCCGAAGCGCAUCAAAGCCGGCAUCGCCGUCUGGCUGCUCCUGCUCGUCGUCGUCGCCAUCAUUCUUGCCUCGAGCGGAAUUGACUCGCCGGAACCUGAGCCUGCCUGGCAUCCAUCCGUCUGCGAGCGCAAACCGCUGCCGACGAAGCGAUACUAUCCGGCCAAGCCUGGUGGAGCGUUCGAGGACGUCCUUGUCGUGGUGUUCUGGAACCAGAACGUCUACGACCACAAUCGGGACGCGUUUGAAGCGGUGUAUGGCGAGUUCUUCCCGAACAUGAUCUUCGUCGGACCCGUCCCACGCGAUUACACCAGCCAAACGGCAGACCACAUGCUCGACAUCUGGCCCAUCUCGUCGACCACCUACUACACGCACCGCAAGCUCCACGCCGUCAUGACCGAGUUCCCCUGCUACCGCGGCUACCUCUGGGCCGGCUUCGACACUUUUCUCAACCCUCAUCGGCUCGCCCUCUUCGACCAGGACAGGUUGUGGAACACCUUGCCCGAGGCGGAGCCGGUCCUACCCGAGACCUACGACAACGAGGGAAAGGUGUGGAAUACGGUCACGAGGUUCGGACCGCCGUUCCCGCUCGAUGAGGCGCACCGAGACGAUUGGCAUUGGCCCUGGGCCUUCAAGCCUUGCCUCGACGCCGUCAACGCCUCUGCGACGAACGUCAAGGAACGUUGGCAGCGGUACCACGAGAAGCACUUCCCCGGCGCUCCUCGCCUCCUCCGCGCCAUGACGGACGUCACCUACAUCCCGCACACAAAGCGCGACCUCGUUCUCGAAGCGACACCGCUCUUCGUCGACUGCUUCCUCGAGAUUGGCUUGCCCACCUUUACGGCGAUUGCGCUCGACGAGGGCGAGACGCCAGAGCGUCUCGAGUUUCACAACGUCUUGUACAAUCGCGCCGUGAACGAGACGCUGAUCCAGCAGGUCUGGGACAAGGGAGGCGAGAUAGACGCCAUGCACCAGUUCAACUGGCGCGAACCAGGUCCAUCAGGCGAGCGCGGGCCGUGGCACUUGCGAGAAGGGAUCGUCGACAAGAUGCGGCAGAUAUUGCGCGAGGAGGGAGAGCGCUGGGGGGUGGAGUCGCGUCGGCGGCGGUAG
Rhodotorula toruloides NP11 is the source of this 1767-nucleotide messenger RNA. Its product is annotated as nucleotide-sugar transporter. Gene Ontology annotation, cellular component: Golgi membrane. The record is from RefSeq and is a predicted model, not a curated record. NCBI's taxonomy places the organism in Eukaryota, Fungi, Basidiomycota, Microbotryomycetes, Sporidiobolales, Sporidiobolaceae. Gene Ontology annotation, molecular function: pyrimidine nucleotide-sugar transmembrane transporter activity. The transcript has 8 exons. The coding region runs from base 1 to 1767 and encodes 588 amino acids. Gene Ontology annotation, biological process: pyrimidine nucleotide-sugar transmembrane transport.